CUUCACCUCGAUCAACCUCGUCCCGCCAAUUGCACCCUCACCACCGAAAAGAUUCAUAGAAAAGUCCGCCCAAGAUGGCGCCUAAGGAACCCUACAAAGUGCACUCCCUCAAUAAGCACAUAGAGAACACAAAGAAGGGCCUAUCGGCUGAAGCGCAGUUCAACCGCCGCCCCGGCAACCGUGCUGCAACUAUCAAGAAAGAGUCGAGCGACCCAAACAAUAUUUUCGCCAACAACGAUGGGGAUGACGAUGAUGAGUCAGGAAGCGGAAGCGACAGCGAUAGUAGCAGCGAUGGCCCGGCCGAUUUUAUCUCUAAACUCACCAGUACCACCAAACCUGCUUCUGCCACUCCACGCCGUCGUAGCAAAGAUGAUGAAAUCGCCGAUAGCGAUGCCGAGCGCAAUGCGUCCAAAAAGAGCACUUCUGUGAAAAAGACUGCUCCUGCCAAGUCUAAGCCUCAAUCUUCUAGCGAUUCAAGCAGCGAAGACGAGUCUGGCGACGAAAAGACCAGAGCAAAGACUAACGGCACAAGUCCUACAAAGGCGUCUGAGAGCACCUCGAGCUCUUCGGAGUCAGGGAGCGACAGUGAUAGCGAUGAGGAAGACAAGAAGGCACCCAAACCAUCCACCAAAAAGCAAGACGAUUCUGCCUCCAUCAGCGACUCUUCCAGUGAGGACGAAAGCGAGGAUGAAGCCGAUGCCAAGGCUAAGCCUGCUCUGAAUGGCAAAGCUGCUCCUACACCAGACAGCUCAAGCGAGGAUAGCGACAGUGAAAGUGAGGAUGAAGAACAGGAUGCUAAACCUGCUGCGAAAUCUGCCGCUAAGCCUGUCGCUCCCGAGCCAGGCAGUUCUUCAAGCGAGGAGGAGGAUUCUGAUGAUGAGAUGGUUGAUGAAUCCAUGCACAUUGAGGAUCGCGAAGGACAGCUCGCCCUCCCCAACUUCAUUGCUCCUGACUUUGUCCUUCGCAAGGGCGAUGAUGGCACAAACGGCCGCGAUGUUGCUGAGAUCUGCAACAAGGCGAACCUAGAGGGCAAGCAAUUUUGGUACUUCACAGUUCCUUCCAAUGUGCCCAUCUCAGUUGUUCAGAAUCUUGAGAUCCCCAUGAACCAGUCUCAGUCUACCGAUAAGCUGUUUUCUCACAAUGGCGAGGACUAUGGUGUCUCCUUUGAGAGUAUUGCCCCCAAGGGAAAUAUUCAAAUCAUGAUUCCCUCUGAUCGCCCUCAAUACCAGCCCGCCACCAAGCAGAUCGACCAAGUUAUGCAGGUCAAGAAGAUCACACAACUUGGCUCCACUAACUCUGUCGCCCCUGUUCCCAAGCCAGCCCCUCGUGCUCAGCCCACUGGCCUAAAGGCUCGAUACCAACCCAUCGGAGUCAACGAGCCCAUGGGAAGCAUCGGUGAUGAUGAGGACGUCGAGAUGGGCGAUGCUCCCGUUCUGUCGGCCAAAGCUGCCAAGAAGGAAAAGAAGCGCAAGUCAAAGGAGACUUCUGAAAAGAAGCAGAAGAAGGGACAGAGCAUCCCCGAGCCCCCCAGCUCUCGAACAACCGAAGCACCAACUCCCGAUACACGCAAGAACAAGCGAAAGCUAGCAGCCUCUGAAGAUGAUGCCGUAGCCGUAGCCGAGCAACUUCAAGAGGAGACUAAGCUUGCAGCAAGCAAGUCCAAGAAGCAAAAGACAAACCGAGCUGGAAGCCCCGAUCUGGGCUCUGAGCCAGCGUCUGCAGCCGCAAAGAAGUACACCCCUGUCUUGCCUCCCGCAAUCCCUACAGCAGGAACCCCUACUCCCAAGUCUGCUUCCACGCCUGUUACAAGCAGCAAGAAGCAAAAGAAAGACAAGGAGGCUUCAGUGCCCGCUCCCCGACAGAGCGUGGUACCCAUACCCUCUAUCCCCCACUCCUCCCCUCCCAGAUCCUCUCCUGCGCGCGCUCCUGCAUCACAGCUUCCUGCCUCACCUAGCCAGGGUAAGGAGAAACGAGCCAAAAAGCGAAAGGAUAAGGAUGGCAAGAAGACUCCCUCGGGCAAGAAGGAGACCCCUGUAGUCCCCCCUGUGCCUCUAUCUUCCUCGGAAUAGCGUUCUGCUGGGAAGAUCAGCCCUCGAAAGGGCAGAGGCAAGGGCAGAGCCCGCAAGAAGUAGUGAAAAGCUCGAUAUGACAGUAUUUCGGA
This is a messenger RNA of Fusarium oxysporum Fo47, 2161 nucleotides long. RefSeq names its product DNA-directed RNA polymerase I subunit RPA34.5-domain-containing protein. Gene Ontology annotation, biological process: transcription by RNA polymerase I. The record is from RefSeq and is a predicted model, not a curated record. Lineage: Eukaryota; Fungi; Ascomycota; Sordariomycetes; Hypocreales; Nectriaceae. The transcript is spliced from 2 exons. Bases 75 to 2069 code for a protein of 664 amino acids.